AUGGAAGAUAAGUUGUCUGCUUUUCAGAAAACUAGUACUUGGAAGUUGGUUCAUUUGCCUGCUGGUAAGAAUCUGACUGUUGUUUCUGAGCUUGGAUUUCAUCUUUCUACUCAGGACUCUGCUUUGUUUCUCCUCCACACCUCUGCUAGUUUUGUUAUCUUAUUACUGUAUAUGGAUGAUAUGAUUAUUACUGGCUCUGAUUCUUCUACUAUCUCUGAGGCCAAGUAUGCUAAUGAAGUUAUUCACCAUGCUGGUCUUAUUGACACCAAGAUUGCUGAUACCCCCAUUGAGCUUAAUGUGAAACUUAACACUACUGAUAGUGUUCCUCUACCUGAUCCUACUUUAUAUCUAGAGUUCAUGGGUUGCUUAAUCUACCUGACGGUUACUCGCCUUAAUCUUGCCUAUGAUGUUCACGUGGUUAGUCAGUUCAUUUUUGCUCCUUAUUCUACACAUUGGGCUGCUUUGGUUCGAAUUCUUCACUAUCUCCGGGGUGCUAUAUUUCAAGGUUUACUAUUGUCCUUUACUUCUUCCUUGGCUUUAGUAGCCUAUGUUGAUGCUGAUUGGGCUGGUAAUGUUACAGAUCGUAAGUCCACUUCUGGUUUCUGGGCAAUUCCUUGA
Molecule: messenger RNA, 618 nt
Organism: Camellia sinensis
Lineage: Eukaryota; Viridiplantae; Streptophyta; Magnoliopsida; Ericales; Theaceae
Source: RefSeq, a predicted model, not a curated record